AUGGUAGAGAAUUACUGGCGUAUGGUAGUGUCCUCAUUACAGGAUUUGUAUAAUGCAAACGAAGCUACCCAAUUUGAUGAUGAUACAAUGGCAAAACGUAUGAAUUUUGAUUCUUUACCAGAAGAUCAAUUACAGAAUUACUUGUUACAAUUCCAAGGCCACCUUCAGAAUAUCAAUAAAGGUAGUGAAUUAAUAGAAUCAAUUCAAAAUAAUUUAACAAAGAUAUUGGAUGAACAGAAAAAGGAAGAAGAAAAUAAAGAAAAUGAGGAUAUUCAGGGACAAAAUGAUGAACAAUCUAACAUUAGUUCAAAAUUAGGUGUUAAUGAUUCAUCAACGACCACAGCUGCAGCUUCUGCCUCAAAAGCUAAAUCAGAAAUACCGAUAUCGAUUGCAGGAACGAAUGGGGAGGGAUCUAUUGGAGGUAGACAAUAUUGGGUUAGUCAGUACAAUUCUCCAGAUCCUAUUGUAACUGGAUCAGAAGUCGCAUAUAAACCACGUAAAGGUGGUGACGGUGAAUGGUUCCAAUGUGAAGUUAUUAAAGUGUUUCAUGAUAGAAUCAGAUACGAAGUACGCGAUCCUGAACCCGAUGAACUUGGAAAUACAGGGAAAGUAUUCAAAUGUAGUUGGAAAGAAUUGAUUUUAAUUCCAACUUUGAAAAGUGCAAGUAUAAGGUCUAAGACUCUCAAUUACCCUGCGGGUACCAAAGUACUUGCCAGAUAUCCAGAAACUACAACUUUCUAUCCUGCAGAGGUUAUCGGUAACAAGAGAGACGGUACCUGUAGACUGAGGUUUGAAGGUGAAGAAGAAGUAGACAAAGAGACAGAAGUACCAAGGAGACUAGUACUACCAUUCCCAAUGGCAUCUUCCACCCCGGCAAAGAAGUGA
Molecule: messenger RNA, 885 nt
Organism: Maudiozyma saulgeensis
Lineage: Eukaryota; Fungi; Ascomycota; Saccharomycetes; Saccharomycetales; Saccharomycetaceae
Source: the annotation of a GenBank genome assembly